This is a messenger RNA of Symbiodinium necroappetens, 990 nucleotides long. The record is from the annotation of a GenBank genome assembly. NCBI's taxonomy places the organism in Eukaryota, Dinophyceae, Suessiales, Symbiodiniaceae.
AUGGAGAGGUCGACCUUCGUCGUCACAGCAUCCAAUGACCGAAGGGCUUGCAUUUGGGACAUUUCUACCGGGGCGGUGGUCGCGACCUUAGACCAUGAUCUUGAAGUGAACAGUGCUGCAUUCGAUCCAUCGGGAAUGUCGGUGGUGACGACAUCACAAGAUCGAUCGGCGAAGGUUUGGGAUGCGGCUUCUGGGGAGGAGCUAGCUGCUGUCGCACACGACAAUUCUGUGUAUUCCGCGGCAUUCGACACAUCGGGCGCUCUUUUUGUCACAGCUUCAGACGACAAAACCGCGUCAGUAUGGGAUGCUACGAAUGGGUCGAAGAGAAUUUCUGCUCGGCAUGACCACGCAGUUUACAACGCCUCUUUUGAAGUGUCGAGCAGCCGUUUCGUAACUGCUUCCCGUGAUAGUUCAGCUUGUGUUUGGGAUGUAUCCGCGGGAGCCAGGCUUGUGAAGCUGAAGCACCGUGACAGGUGCAUGAAUGCUACCUUCGAUGCAGCUGGUAGCAGAGUUGUCACAGCCUCCUUUGACAAAAGCGCUAUAGUCUGGGACGUUGUCAGCGGUGCAAAGAUUUUCACUGCAAAGCACAGCAACUUGGUCUUCAGCGCUGCCUUCAAUGCACCUGGCACUCACAUAGUCACAGGCGGUGACGAGCAUGCUGCGAAGGUUUGGGACCUCGCCAGUGGCAAGGAGGUUGCCACUCUUCGGCACAAGGACCGCGUCUAUAGAGUAAGCUUCGAUCCCAGCGGCAGUCGGGUUGUCACGGCUUCCGCCGAUGGCUCCGCCGGCCUCUGGGAUGUCGCGACAGGUGCACAACUACACACCUUCAAGCACUCCAGGGGCGUGCUGGAUGCUUCUUUCGACCCUUCCGCAGCCGUGGUCGCAACGGCAUCUGAGGACGGUACGGCCGCAGUUUGGCAAGUGGAGUCUGGAGAGCGCCUCUGCGCGCUUAGCCAUGAAGCCACCGUGAAUGGAAUCGCUUUCAACUGA